CUUUAACUACUCUGUGUUUAUAGAUUUCUAAUUCGAAUUCGAAUUUUAUUUUAUAUUUUAUUUAAAAUGUGUACAUAAUCGUGAUAUAUUUAGUCUAUUACGUAUUUAAUGACAGAUGAAAUCAUAUAUAAACUGUGAAAAACAAAUACCUGCAUAAAUAUGGCCCUAUAUGAGGGCAUAGCACUUAUCCAAGAAAAACAAGCCGUGGUUUUGGAUCUGGGCACUGAUUAUACCAAAUUUGGUUUUACUGGUGAGGCUGCGCCCAGAUGUAUCAUACGCUCUGAAUUUUGGUGCGCAACCGAACGACGUUUCAAACGAGUAUACGAUUAUAAAACUCCAGAUGAACUUUAUGAAAACCUUGUACAUAUGCUUCAUCGGUUAUACUUCAGACAUGUGCUUGUCAACCCAAAGGAGCGUAAAGUGGUCGUGGUUGAAUCUCUCCUAACGCCAACCCUUUUUAGAGAGACAUUGGCCAAAGUGCUUUUUACACAUUAUGAGGUAUCAGGUGUGGUGUGGGCAGACAGUCCAAGACUUUGUGCCCUGACCCUCGGAACACCAGUUGCUCUCAUAGUCUCCAUUGGUGCCAGGGAUGCGGAAGUUGCUGCAGUGGUCCAUGCAUCGGUGGUGCUCCAUGCACUACAGUCUCAGCCACUCGCCGCUCGCGCCAUCCACGACGAACUCGCCAGGUUGCUGGACGAGGACAAUGGUCAACAACUAAAUCUGCCUGAUCACAUCAUAGAAGAUAUAAAGGUGAAAACAUGUUUCGUGGGAAGCCGAGAGCGUGCCCAGCAGUGGGCAGAUGGGGAACCACCCAGUCCAGCACGCAGCGUGCAGUAUCCAGUCGCAGGCCGAACUGCUAUCACAGUGUCAGGACGCACCAGGGAACUGGCGGCCGAACCGCUAUUCGCCAGAGACAACGAGCUCGCAUCAUUGCCAGAUAUCGUAUUACAGUGUAUUAUGCAGUGUCCUAUAGACGCGCGGCGUGCUCUCGCUGAGAAUAUUCUGAUUACUGGCGGUACUGCGACCAUGCCUGGCCUGAAGGCGCGACUGGCACACGAGCUUAGAUAUCUCGUCACACAACCACCCUAUAGCACCCGCGUGAUGGUGCGCACGUUCAAGUUCCACCGCGCGCCCGCGCACGAGAACGCUUGCGCGUGGGCGGGCGGAGCCCUGGGAGGAGCUGCGGACAGCGCCGGCGGCCGCGCCACCGCCCGCGACCAGUACGCGCGCCGCCGCCGCCUGCGGGACUGGGUCUGUCUCCUGGACAACACGCCGCCCGACCACCCGCACCGACUGUAGCGCCGCGGACGAGAACACAGACUCACAAUGGCUCCUCAUCGCCAUCGUCACAACUAACAACACUAUGCCUUAGUAACAUCGAGAUUUUACGCCACUAAGCGUAAAAGAACAACGUUGUAUUGGUGACGCCAUCAGCACGCCCGGGUAAUGAGCAUGCUGGUGGCCGGUACUCAGCGGCUCAUAAGGACCAGUUGAUGUCGAGAAGCGAAGCGCCUUUUUUAUACCUUAGUGGUUAUAAUCAAGCAUAAAACCUAUGUGAUGAUAAAUGGUUAAGCCAAUUCACGCCUAAAACACCUGAAAAUUGUGCGUUGCCGACUCUUAAAAACCUUAAACGUCUAGAGACGAAAACCUCGACAGGUAGUUUAUUUUACAUUCUGAGUACACGCGAUUCCCUGUGAAUAACGAACGAGUCUUGCAUGAGAGUGGAAGAU
Molecule: messenger RNA, 1730 nt
Organism: Achroia grisella
Lineage: Eukaryota; Metazoa; Arthropoda; Insecta; Lepidoptera; Pyralidae
Gene: Arp10
Product: actin-related protein 10
Exons: 8
Coding region: 160-1299 (379 amino acids)
Biological process (GO): retrograde axonal transport of mitochondrion
Source: RefSeq, a predicted model, not a curated record